GUCGACUCGGUGCCGGGUAUAAGUACCCCAGCCACGCCCGCUGAUGAUCACAACACAACCAGCCUUCAACUGCAAACUACAUCCAACAACCAGUCAUCAUGAUCGCCAAGUUCGUCGUGUUGGCUGCCCUGGCGGCGGUUCAGGCCAGCGCCUCGCUGUGCGGCUGCGACAGCUGGGGGUUCCCCGGCAGCUGGGGGUACCCUUGGUACCCGGGCGGCUACCCCGGCGGCUACCCCGGCUACCCUGGCUACCCCGGGUACCCGGGCCUGAUCGGCGGCGGCGGGUCGGCCAGCUCCGCGGCCGCCGCCUCUUCGGCGGCGGCGGGCGGUAGCGGCGUCGGCGGCUCCGCCUCCUCGGCGGCCGCUGCUGCUGCCGCGGCGUCCGGGUCCUCGGGCUCCCCCGGCUACUACGGCGGCCUGGGAGGCUACGGCUACCCGUCCGUGCUGGGAGGAGGCCUGUACGGCGGCUACGGCUACCCCGGCGUCGGCUCUAGCGCCGCCUCUGCGGCAGCCGCUUCCGCGAGCGGCGUCGGCAGCGGUCUCUACGGCGGCGGACUCUACGGCGGCGGACUCUACGGCGGCGGCUACGGCUACCCCGGCGUCGGCUCUAGCGCCGCCUCUGCGGCAGCCGCUUCCGCGAGCGGCGUCGGCAGCGGUCUCUACGGAGGCGGCCUCUACGGCGGCGGACUCUACGGCGGCGGCUACGGCUACCCCGGCGUCGGCUCUAGCGCCGCCUCUGCGGCAGCCGCUUCCGCCAGCGGCGUCGGCAGCGGUCUCUACGGCGGCGGUCUCUACGGCGGCGGCCUCUACGGCGGCGGCCUCUACGGCGGCGGUCUCUACGGCGGCGGCCUGUACGGCGGCGGCUGCGGCUACCCCGGCGGCUACCCCGGCGGCUACCAGGGCGUCGGCGCUAGCUCGGCAGCGGCCUCCAGCGCCGCGGCGGGUUCCGGCAUCGGCAUCCAGUACGGCGGAGUCUACUAGGAUCGCACCUCUGCUGAAUCACCGGAUUACUUCUUUACCCACUGGUUCCACAUUCUUUCCUCUAGGUCCUGUCGACAUAAUCGAUCCCAUGUUAAAUUGUAUCGUCAUGUGACGUCUUCAGCUGCUGGGAUGGAUUUGUGAUCAGUGAUAAAAAAAUUUAACUCUGUAUUUGCAUUAAUAAAAGUAUCAUGUACUUUUAA
Messenger RNA from Bacillus rossius redtenbacheri, 1180 nucleotides. Its product is annotated as shematrin-like protein 1. The coding region runs from base 99 to 980 and encodes 293 amino acids. The transcript is spliced from 2 exons. The record is from RefSeq and is a predicted model, not a curated record. Lineage: Eukaryota; Metazoa; Arthropoda; Insecta; Phasmatodea; Bacillidae.